GAAAUUGUAAAAAUUAAAAAAUUAAAAAUGUUUUUCUUUACAGAUACUAAUAUAAAUGAUAUUCAUGAUAUGAUUGCUGAGCUUGGUGGAAAAGAAGAAAAAGAAGUUACCUUUGAACAAGUUCAUGACUAUUUAAAGAAUGUCAAAGACUGUAAAGAUCCAUUUUUUGUUGCAAUAUCAAUAUUUAGAUCUUUAGACACAAAUUGUGAUAGUAAAAUUUCUCUAAAUGAAAUCAAGACUCACAAAUUAUUAACCUUUGCCAAACAAUGGGGAGGAAUUCUUGAAAGAAACAUUAAUAAAAUGUUAUUAGAAUAUGAUGAUAACAAUGAUAAUGUAAUCACUUGGGAGGAAGCACGUAAUGUCUUCAGUACUGACCCAGAUAUAGGUGAAAAUGGUUGUGAAAUCAGCACUAAGAAUCUUUUCCACACCAUAGAUUCUAAUAAAGAUAGGAAAAUUACCAAAGAUGAAAUAAAAGCUUACUUAGAAAACUUGAAAAAAUAGAUAUUUCCCCAAUGAACCAUGGAUUGUUUAUUCAUUGGUUGCAAAAUCAUUAAUGGUUUAUAAAAAGUAAUUAAAUAAAAAUACAAUUGUUUUUUUUGAAAAUU
Messenger RNA from Dictyostelium purpureum, 605 nucleotides. RefSeq lists its product as uncharacterized. Lineage: Eukaryota; Evosea; Eumycetozoa; Dictyosteliales; Dictyosteliaceae. Gene Ontology annotation, molecular function: calcium ion binding. The record is from RefSeq and is a predicted model, not a curated record. The transcript is spliced from 4 exons. Bases 28 to 501 code for a protein of 157 amino acids.